Molecule: messenger RNA, 750 nt
Organism: Laccaria bicolor S238N-H82
Lineage: Eukaryota; Fungi; Basidiomycota; Agaricomycetes; Agaricales; Hydnangiaceae
Exons: 4
Coding region: 1-750 (249 amino acids)
Source: RefSeq, a predicted model, not a curated record
AUGAUCACAGGUUCUGCCGACAUUCCAAAUUCGAUGGCUAGCGGAGCGAAUCUGACUGUCGUGUGUAAUGUUGCUCGCAUUCAAACUGCUACCCACCUCAUGACGACCGCCAAAGCGAUGGAGGAGAUCACUCUUUGGCUGGAGAGAUCGUUUAGACAUGACUUCCCAACCCCGACAACAGGGGAGAACCCGAUCAAGGACGAGAAGGGUUCCGCGCGAUCUUUGAACUUUGCCCUGUACUAUCGCGUCGUGUCGAUCGAGAAUCACCUACAUAUGGACGAGGUUUUCAGCGGUUACACCUCCCAAGAUGAAUCCUUUCAUGACGGCGAUCACCACCCCAAGCAAGACUCCUUUGAUGAUGAGGCCGAUGAUGCUGCAGAUGGCCUGUCUGACGAUGAGGAGGAGCCGGCACAACCUCCAGUUCCCCUCAUGAACACACGAGCUUUAAAGCGAGGGUUGGAAGGAAGGGAUGUUACUGGAAUAGUUAGGGAAGUCCUUGACUUCAUGAGCUUGAAACAAAUCAAUUUACCACUGUUUCUCGAAGCAUUGAGUUGGGGUGAUCCUGGGUGCCAUUCAGAUGCAAAGGUUCAAUAUGCAUGGACUGUGCUGAUGGUCAGCGACGAACUUCCUGGGAUUCUAGAGCGAUGGUACAACCCCCCAGAGGCUCAAGAAAGGGAAAGGGGAAGAGACCAGCAGGAGCUCAGCAGGUACUUUGCAACUUCACAAGAAAGUGUGUUGUCGACUGUGUAG